Molecule: messenger RNA, 471 nt
Organism: Radiomyces spectabilis
Lineage: Eukaryota; Fungi; Mucoromycota; Mucoromycetes; Mucorales; Radiomycetaceae
Exons: 3
Coding region: 1-471 (156 amino acids)
Source: RefSeq, a predicted model, not a curated record
AUGGAUAGCAUACGACAUCAUGGUACCAUUAAUAUUCUGCUAAAAUAUUGUGGAUGGGCAGCGAGCGGCAUUGCCUGCGAUAUCAACUGUGUCAUCUCGCAGGUCAUUAUCAAAUUAUCGUCGCAUGGACACCGAACAUCAUGUAAAGAAGGGAUGAUCUUUGUAUCGCAUGAUCCUAUCGAUGUUGAAACCACUCAAAUCUUUGAUCGAUUUACAAAGGAAGACUGGGAAUCGUAUAUUGAUUGCUAUUUUGAUGCAGGGGAUCCGGAUGAUGCGGAUGAUCCCAUUGCGUGGUUUCGUAUACCGAGCCGUGAACGGGAGGCGGUCAUUCACCUAAAUCAUCGUGCGGGCAAGUACGUUCUGAUCAAGUUGCUCCAAACCGACGCUGUCUAUGAAAAGAUAGACCUUCAAUAUAUCGGAUUUAUUGGUUAUUCUGGAGCGCGCGCUUUUGCCAGUGCGCGUUUAUGCUAG